AUGGGCCGCGGACCAAGCAUUUUGCGCUUUGACGCCUUCUCCAAGACCGUCGACGACGCGCGCAUCAAGACGACGUCGGGCGGGAUCCUGACGCUGGUGUGCAUUCUGACGACGCUGCUGCUGCUGGUCAACGAGUACGCAGACUACUCGCGCGUCGUGACCCGGCCCGAGCUCGUGGUGGACCGCGACCGCAACAAGAAGCUCGAGAUCAAUCUGGACAUCAGCUUCCAGAACAUGCCGUGCGACCUGCUCACGCUGGACAUCAUGGACCAGUCGGGAGACAUGCAACUGGACCUGCUCUCGUCCGGGUUCAGCAAGAUCCGUCUGGACAGACAGGGCAACGAGAUCGGGCAGGAGGACAUGCGCGUGAACCAGGAGUUUGCGCUCACGUCGUCGGACCCGUCGUACUGCGGCUCGUGCUACGGCGCGGCGGACCAGUCGCGCAACGACGAGCUGCCGCAGGACCAGAAGGUGUGCUGCAACUCGUGCGAGUCGGUCAAGCAGGCCUCGAUGAACUUCAACGAGAAGCACGUGCACGACCUGUCGCUGUACGACAAGCACUCCAGCAAGUUCAACUUCGACCACACCAUCAACCACUUCUCGUUCGGCCUCGACGACCACAGCGUCGCCGACUACAGGACGACGCACCCGCUCGACGCGACGGCCCACAGAGACGGCCAGAAGUACCACGUGUACUCGUACUUCCUCAAGGUGGUGAACACGCGGUACGAGUUUCUGGACGGACGCAAGGUGGAGACCAACCAGUUCUCCGCGACGCAGCACGACCGGCCGUUCCGCGGCGGCCGCGACGCAGACCACCCGAACACGAUCCACGCGCAGGGCGGGCUGCCGGGGGUGUUUUUCCACUUUGAGAUCAGCCCGCUCAAGAUCAUCAACCGCGAGCAGUACAACAAGACCUGGAGCGCGUUUGCGCUGGGGGCCUGUGCGGCGAUCUCGGGCGUGCUGACGGUGUUCACGCUGCUGGACCGGACGAUCUGGGCGGCAAACCGCCUGCUCAAGGACAAGAAAGAUACGUAG
This is a messenger RNA of Ogataea haglerorum, 1038 nucleotides long. RefSeq lists its product as uncharacterized. The record is from RefSeq and is a predicted model, not a curated record. NCBI's taxonomy places the organism in Eukaryota, Fungi, Ascomycota, Pichiomycetes, Pichiales, Pichiaceae. Bases 1 to 1038 code for a protein of 345 amino acids. Gene Ontology annotation, cellular component: COPII-coated ER to Golgi transport vesicle; Golgi membrane; endoplasmic reticulum. The transcript has 2 exons. Gene Ontology annotation, biological process: endoplasmic reticulum to Golgi vesicle-mediated transport; retrograde vesicle-mediated transport, Golgi to endoplasmic reticulum.